Diaporthe batatas is the source of this 1671-nucleotide messenger RNA. RefSeq lists its product as uncharacterized. Gene Ontology annotation, molecular function: FAD binding. The transcript is spliced from 8 exons. Lineage: Eukaryota; Fungi; Ascomycota; Sordariomycetes; Diaporthales; Diaporthaceae. The record is from RefSeq and is a predicted model, not a curated record. Bases 169 to 1671 code for a protein of 500 amino acids.
UCUUCGGACAUUAGAAUAAUUUGACGAUGGAGUCCUCAGUGUAUCUGUGUUCUCAGCGCGGAAAGCUCGUGCAUCUUUGUCGCUUCCAAGCUCCAAGGCCUCGACAGAGGGCAGGUGAUCGUUGACAGGCUUCUACUGCAGGUAGUGCUUUUAUGCUAAUCAGUGGAUAUGCGCUCUGUAUCGCUCGCUCUCUCCUUUGCAGUGUCCACAACUGUCUUAGGGUUACGGUAUCAUCCGAACCUCAAGCCUGAACAUGGACCUAAAGUUACUCGCGGCAUUGGGAGCGCUGAUGAUAUCAGCAAGGCAUGUGCAGACAUCAAAUCCCAAAUCUCAAGUGCCAGCGAGGUGAUUGACGGUGUGGUCGAGAUCGGCCUGGCGGACGAUACCCACCACUGGUUCUUCGAGUCCAACAGUGAGACGCCGACAUGUAUUGUUGAAGUUGGCUCGCCGGCCGAUGUAUCAAUUGCUAUGACUGUCAUUGGCCAUUAUGGGUCCCCGUUCGCUAUAUAUUGCGCGGGACACGCUUCAAACAAGGGCUUCUCAUCGACCACUGGGGUUCAUAUCGCACUGAAACGGAUGAACCAAAUAGUUCUGUCUGCCGACAAAAGCACGGUUGAGAUCGGCACUGGAAACGGGUGGGCUGACGUGUACGACAAGCUGGAUGGGACGGGGGUCAAUGUUGUAGGUGGUCGAGUCAAAGGUCCCGGGGUGGGUGGGUUCACACUCGGUGGAGGAUACUCUUGGAAGACAAAUCAGCAUGGCUUGACGAGCGACACUGUUGUGCAAUUCAACCUCGUUCUACCGAAUGGCACAAUUUCCAGUGCAUCCGCAGAAAACAACCCAGACCUCUUCUUUGCGCUCAAAGGCGGCCUCAAUCGGUUUGCAGUUGUCACAUCUGCAGUCUUCCGCACUCAUCCACAGACUGAUGAAAUUUACGCUGGCACAACUAUCUAUGCUUCAGACCAAGUCGAUGCUCUUUUGAACGCGACACAAGUCUUCUCUGAUACUAACACUGAUCCAAAGGCCCAGAUCAUUACCACUAUCAAUGCAACGCCUGUCGGACUCUCGGCGCUGGUGCUAUUCUUUUACGAUGGACCGGAUCCGGGUACAGCAUUCGAAAUGUUUGAUGAGGUUGACGACACAAUCAGUUUUGUUCGCGUUCAGUCAUUUUCGACCUUCGUGUCAUCGGUUGACUCUGCCAUCGCAUUGAACCCCCGUGGAACCUUCAAUAGUCUGCCGACGACAAAGACAACGCCAGCCUUUCUGGCUGCUAUAAAGAACCAAGCGUCGCAAUUGAAUAGUCAAGGGCAUGGUGCUUUGAUGCUAAGCUACGAUAUCGAGCCGUUCCUUGAAUACGGCGAGCAUGCCACGGAGAGUGCCUACCCUCAUGAUGAGUCACCCUUACCGCUUAAUCUUUAUUUCUCUUGGGCCUUCUCCUCGGACGACCAGUACUGGAAUGAGGCAAUGGUGAACGCUAUCUCUGAACUAAGAGAGGUCGCAGUCCGUGAGGGCAUAUUCAAUGAAUCUUCUGCGGUAUACCCCAACUACGCUAUUGCUGGAACGACUGCAGAGGUGCUGUAUGGAUCUGCCAACGCCGCCAGGUUACGGUCGAUCAAGGCCAACGUUGAUCCAAACAAUGUGAUGAGCUUGGCUGGAGGUUUCAAUAUAUAA